CUUUGGGCCAUUGGGACACCAACUUAUGAUGUUUCAAGAAAUGAAAUGUUUAUCAUGAAAGCUGCCAUCAUUUGGACCAUUAGCGACUUCCCUGCUUAUGGUGUGCUUUCAGGAUGGAGCACACACGGUCUUAUGGGAUGUCCGAUAUGUAUGGAGAAAUCAGAUGCCAAUUGGCUCAAAUUUAGCGGGAAACCAAGUUACUUUGAUUGUCACCGCAAGUUUCUGCCUAUGAACCAUCGAUAUCGAAAGGACUUACAGGUGAACAAGUUUUUAACCGGGUUCGACGUUUUCCUAUGGCUGUGCAG
Messenger RNA from Cuscuta europaea, 305 nucleotides. The record is from the annotation of a GenBank genome assembly. NCBI's taxonomy places the organism in Eukaryota, Viridiplantae, Streptophyta, Magnoliopsida, Solanales, Convolvulaceae.